This is a messenger RNA of Didymosphaeria variabile, 810 nucleotides long. RefSeq lists its product as uncharacterized. NCBI's taxonomy places the organism in Eukaryota, Fungi, Ascomycota, Dothideomycetes, Pleosporales, Didymosphaeriaceae. The record is from RefSeq and is a predicted model, not a curated record. The transcript is spliced from 2 exons. Bases 1 to 810 code for a protein of 269 amino acids.
AUGCAGUACAGGUUGGUUUCGGUGAUCGCUGCUGGCGCUAUAUUCGUCAAUGUAAGCGGACUGCCUAUUGCGCAACCAAAGGUGCAAGACGCUGUCAACGCAACUCCACUAGAUGACAUCUCCCUUGGACCGCCCAGCACUGUCAUUACCUGGGGCAAAGAUAAGCGAGACUCACUCGCCCCAGCAGACGAUAUACAGCUAAGCCCUCCUACGACUGUAAUCGGGUGGGGUAAGGAGAGGCGAGGCGAGGCUCCGCCAGACAAGAUCGAACUUAGCCCACCUUCUACCGUGGUCACCUGGGGUAAAGAGAGGCGGGAUGCCAAUGCACCCACUCCAACCGACAGCUUCUGGCUAGGCCAGCCGAGCUCCAUCGUAACAUGGGGAAAAGACAAGCGUGACGUGACUACUCCUCCGGACUUUGGUCUCGGUCCGCCCAGCACAGAGAUCGGCUGGUCGAAGCGAAGUGAAACACCUCCUAACACCAUCGAGUUGGGUCCGCCAUCCACUCACGUUGGUUGGGGCAAGGGGAAGAGGGACUCAACGAAGCCUAACGAUGACAUUGAGCUCGGUCCUCCUUCGACAGUGAUCACUUGGGGCAAAGAGAAACGUGAUACAACCCCCCCUACCUUUGGACUUGGCCCACCAGACUCGACGAUCGGCUGGGGCAAGGAGAAGCGCGAUAUAACUCCUCCCACGUUCGGGCUGGGUCCGCCAGACACGACUAUCGGAUGGGGAAAGAGGAGCCAGACUCCACCGGACAGCAUCGAGCUGGGCCCGCCAUCUACAGAGAUCUCCUGGGACAAGGAGUAG